Messenger RNA from Rhinolophus ferrumequinum (greater horseshoe bat), 1663 nucleotides. RefSeq names its product histone H4. The transcript has a single exon. Gene Ontology annotation, cellular component: nucleosome. Lineage: Eukaryota; Metazoa; Chordata; Mammalia; Chiroptera; Rhinolophidae. Gene Ontology annotation, molecular function: structural constituent of chromatin; DNA binding; protein heterodimerization activity. The record is from RefSeq and is a predicted model, not a curated record. Gene Ontology annotation, biological process: nucleosome assembly. Bases 7 to 318 code for a protein of 103 amino acids.
GCAGCCAUGUCUGGUCGCGGCAAAGGCGGUAAGGGGCUCGGGAAGGGCGGCGCCAAGCGCCACCGCAAGGUCCUGCGCGACAACAUUCAGGGCAUUACUAAGCCUGCCAUCCGUCGCCUGGCUCGGCGCGGCGGCGUCAAGCGCAUCUCUGGGCUCAUCUACGAGGAGACCCGCGGGGUGCUGAAGGUGUUUCUGGAGAACGUGAUCCGAGACGCCGUCACCUACACGGAGCACGCCAAGCGCAAGACGGUCACGGCCAUGGACGUGGUCUACGCGCUCAAGCGCCAGGGCCGCACUCUCUACGGCUUCGGCGGCUGAAUCAUUUGUAUUCACUAUCUUACUUUUUUCCCUACCAAAGGCCCUUUUCAGGGCCGCCCACUUUCUCUCGGAAGAGCUGUGCGCUGCGUUUCUGCUGAUUUCUGUGAUUGUAUGUUGGCUUUAAUGUUAGCGUUUGCUUACCUUCAACAAAUAUGACUGGACUGGACGAUGGCUCCUCCACAAUAGUCUUAAGUUUGCGUGGAGGACCCUGGUCCAGUGGCGUCCUCGGCGUAUGGGGUAAAGGUUUCUUAAGGGGACAGGCAGGAACGCGGCAACUCUGUGCCUCCCGGGAGAGGUCAAAAUUUGAGAGCCCCGAAAUUGAUCUGGCAGGGCCCUUCAUUCACCCCUUGCCUCUGAAGUCAGCUACGGGUAGCGGUUCCGCCAAAGAGGCAGUCUGCAGUGACGGGAAGUCUCGGAAGCACCGCCCAUCGGGCUCGUUAGGCCUGGGUGGUCCAAUAAACGGACAAACUACAGAAACCUGCGAGGAUUCUGCCGGCAGCCCACAUGCACCCAAGAUGGUUGAAACCCGCCGUUGCCAGUAAAACGCUGGGUGUUCGUUCAUUCCUCGUAUGUUGGCUGUGAUCGAUGUCAGGAAGGAUCGGCACGCUUUGCCCCUCCCCCACGCCGUCUCCCCACCCGCCUCUCCAGGCACCGGCUGAGUGCCGUCACCCCAAACCCGGUGUCCUUGCGGUUAAAUGGCGCUAUUAGGCCUUGCUGAGUCCCGUUCUCAGGCUGGGUCCCUCCCUAAGCCUGAGGCCAACAGUUUGUAAGUUACCUCUCCCUGUAAGUCUGUAGCUCCCCGGGAGCCCAAGCCCGAGGGCCGAACUUUGCCUGUGUAAAGGAGAAGCUCCCCUCCUGCGCAACAGGGCGUAUGUGAUUUUUUCCCCCUAUAAAAUGACAUACCAUAAAAGUUUUUAAAUUGUUGAAAAUAAUGGAGUAGUUCUGUUAUGUUUCUUAUUAAUCUGUUAACCUGUUAAUAUGUUACCUGUUAACUAAGACUACUAAUUACACUGUUAAACUUGCUCUUUUUCUCCAGGUCAAAAUUGAAAAGCACAUGUAAAGCAUCAGAAUUCUGAUUUUUGAGUUUAUUUUUAAAUGAUGUUUUUCAGUCUAUGUAAGCCAUUUAAAUUUUAAGUUCACAUUACAAUUUAUUAAUUUCCUGCUGACGUAAACAAUUUGCUCACAAUUACUUGUACUCAUAAAACAAAAUAUUCUCAGUCCGUGUACAAGUCCGAAGAGCUAAUUGUGGAAAUGGAAAAUUCAGGGCAGGUAAAACAGCCAGAAUUAAGUAUGGCCAGUUAAAGAAAAAAGACAUGAUUAAGAUCAGAGAGCCCUCAGGAGCAUC